AGUCUAAUAACAAGUCUUUCUACAAAGCGUUCAUUACAUACUCAUCAUAGUCAUAGUCUACUAGGAAAGUCACAAAACUUUCACUAGAAGCCAAUUCUAGUCCACCUGUAUUUUUUAGGCCAAGUCAAAUUUUUCAUAUUAUAACCCAUCAUUCUUUCCCCCUUCUAUAAUGGAUCCUACUUUCUUUUAAAAGCCAUAUUCCUUCCUUGCACCCCAAGUACAUAUACACACACUCACAUAAAUGCAAAUUAUAUAGCCAAACAACCCUUACAAAAGUUUAACAUAUUAUUGUAAUAAGUUUAGUUUAAGGAAAUGGCUAACCUAAACUACUCAAAGAACCAAAGCUCAUGCUAUGAGAGUGAUUGUAAGGCGAUCUACGAGUCAUGGGGAAGGCUAAGCACCAUGGUACAAACAAUCGCGACACAAUCAACACAAGCCGAGAGGAGGGAAAUAAGGGAGACUUACAAAGCAAUGUAUAAUGAAGAUUUAUUGAGUCAUUUGCAAAGGGUUAAGAUUAUGUUGAGUGGUAAAUCAAGCAAUGAGGAGACUAAAUUCUCGGUUGCGACAUGUGAGGCCUUGUUGUUAUGGAUGGUUGAUCCUUGGGAAAGAGAUGCUUGUUUUGCUAAGAAUGCACUUGAAGAAAAUGAGACUGAUUUUAAGGCUUUGGUUGAAAUUUUUGUUGGUAGGAAAUCAAGCCAUAUUCUUAUGAUUAAACAGGCUUAUCAAAAUAGGUUUAAGAGGCAACUUGAUCAUGAUUUUGUCAACUUAGAACCUCCUCAUCCUUGCCAAAAGAUUUUGGUAGCAUUGGCAACAUCCCAUAAAGCUCACAAUGUUGAUGUGAGCCAAGACAUAGCAAAAUGUGAUGCAAUGAGGCUCUAUCAAACAGGGGAAGCAAGUUCAGGAUGCAUUAAUCAAGCUGUAGUUCUUGAAAUUCUAAGUAAAAGAAGUAUCCCUCAGCUUAAACUCACCUUUUCGUCGUAUAAACGCAUCUUCGGCCACAGUUACACAAAGCAACUCAAGAAGGUUAAUUCGACACAAUUUGAGGACUCAUUGAGAAAUUUAGUGGAUUGCAUCCAAGACCCUCCCAAAUACUAUGCCAAGAUGUUGCAAAGUUGCAUGAUGAAAGGCGAGGAAACGAACAAGAAAUCCUUGACACGGUUAAUGGUGAGCAGAGCUGAGAUCGACAUGGGUGAUAUUCAAAAGGUAUUCAGGAAGAAAUAUGGGAUGGAACUUAGAGAUGCAAUAUGUCAAGCCAUUCCUGCAGGGGAUUACAGAGAUUUUAUGUUAGCAUUGGCUAACAAUUUUCGUUAAUUGUGGUAGCCUUAACUAGUAGAAAAUUAAUGAUACAUAUAUGUAAUUGUGUUAAAAUUAAUCAUCAUUAUUAAAGUUAGAAGACUAUGAUUAGUUAAAACUAAAAAUAAAUGAUACAUAUUAUGCUGAAGUGUGUAACCUUUGAUGUAAGAAUAUAAGGCUAUGAGUAUAAGUUGUAUAACUAACUACAGUAGCUUUUAAGACAAUGAUGUAAAUGAGCCUGGUUGCUUUUCCA
Messenger RNA from Chenopodium quinoa (quinoa), 1546 nucleotides. Its product is annotated as annexin-like protein RJ4. NCBI's taxonomy places the organism in Eukaryota, Viridiplantae, Streptophyta, Magnoliopsida, Caryophyllales, Amaranthaceae. The record is from RefSeq and is a predicted model, not a curated record. Gene Ontology annotation, molecular function: calcium ion binding; calcium-dependent phospholipid binding. Gene Ontology annotation, cellular component: cytoplasm. Bases 313 to 1311 code for a protein of 332 amino acids. The transcript has 4 exons.